AUGGACUAUAUCGAGCAGCAAGCGUUGCAAUAUCCGGACAUGGCCGACAAGUAUAACAAGCUCGGGGAUCUGUUCAGCAGGAAGCUAUGGCAUCAGCUGACGGUCGCCCUGCUAGAGUUCGUUUCGGACCCGGCGAACGCGGAGGCGGGGGGCGGUCUGGUGCGGCUGUGCACGGAGUUCGUGGCAAACUUCGAGGCGAAGAUGAACCAGCUUCGAUUCGUGCAGAUCCUCUGCGCCGUGGGGAAGACUUGCUCAGACCCUUUGGUGGCGACGCAGCUGUUCGAGACGGCGCUAGAGAAGCGGGAACGGCUUGGGCCCGAGGCUUCGCUGCUCUUGGAGAGCGAGCUGGGGUUGCUGGUGCUGCGGGCAGGGAAGGUGGCGGAGGCGAAGGAGGUGGUGGAGAAAGGGAAGGUUGCGGUCGAAGAGUUGGAGUCGGCGGAGACGGCAGUCCAUUCUGCGUACUACCGCCUGUCCUCGGAGUACUACAAGACGGUGGGGCCGCCGGACUCCUUCUACCGCAGCGCGCUCAUGUUCCUGGCCUACACGCCUCUUGAGGGUAUCCCGCAGGCGGAGCGCUACACGCUGGCGACGGACAUCAGCCUCGCCGCGCUCACCGGGGAAGGCGUUUUCAACUUCGGGGAAGUGCUGGCAACACCAAUCCUGAGCAUGCUGGAUGGGAGCCCAAACGCCUGGUUAGGGAGCAUGAUGCAGGCCUUCAACAUGGGCGAUAUCGACGCCUUCAACAAGCUGUGCGCGGAGAACCAGGAGACGAUGUCGGCACAGCCCGCCUUGGUGAGCCGUGCGACCUUCACGAAGGAGAAGAUCGCCCUCUUGUGCCUCAUGAACAUGGUCUUCGAGCGGCACAGCCAGGACCGGAAUAUCCCUUUCGAGGAGAUCGCCGCACGCACCAAGCUUCCGGUCGACCAGGUGGAGUGGCUGGUAAUGCGCGCAAUGUCGCUGAAGCUGGUGAAGGGGGUGAUGGACGAGGUGGAGCGCCUUGUGCACGUGAGCUGGGUACAGCCGAGAGUGCUCGAGCACUCCCAGCUCGCCCGCCUGGCGGAUCGCUUGGGAGAGUGGCGAGGGCGGGUAGACGAAGCCCACGUCUACGUCGAGGAGCAAACGCCGGAGCUCUUCGGGUAG
Messenger RNA from Ectocarpus siliculosus, 1140 nucleotides. The record is from the annotation of a GenBank genome assembly. NCBI's taxonomy places the organism in Eukaryota, Phaeophyceae, Ectocarpales, Ectocarpaceae.